This is a messenger RNA of Aegilops tauschii subsp. strangulata, 2994 nucleotides long. RefSeq lists its product as uncharacterized. NCBI's taxonomy places the organism in Eukaryota, Viridiplantae, Streptophyta, Magnoliopsida, Poales, Poaceae. The record is from RefSeq and is a predicted model, not a curated record.
AGGGGAAGUUAAUGGACGCCGCGCGCCUAAUUCUUUGGAUGCUCGCCUCCCGCCAUGUCGUUGAGCUCCUGCGCCAUUGCCGUUCCAUCCAGCACCUCGACCAGCUGCACGCCCAUCUCAUAGCCCACGGCUCAUCCGACGUGGCCUCUCUCGCCUUCCAGCUCGCCGUGUCCUACUGCGCGCUCUCAGGUGGUGCUGGACACCGCCGACUCUUCCGCGCCCGCCACCUGUUCGACAAAAUUCCUGACCGGGACAGGUUCAUUGCACAACAGCCUUACCAGGGCGUGCCUCAAUAGAGGUUGCCCCCAAGAGGCGCUCUGUCUACACCGGGACAUCUUCCGGCGCGGAAUCCUACCCAACGUGUUCAUGAUUCCGUUCGUGCUCAAAGGCGUGCUGCCCGCCGAUGGAGUGCUUGUCAACCUGGGUAUGUGCGGAAGGUGAUCAUGGGUAACACGCUCCUGCACUCCUGUGUGUCUAGUACUAUAAUAUCUGCAUAGCAGAUGGUUGUUGCACCCUCACACCCCCCACACAUUUUUCAGCGCUUCUCAGCGUAGUGCUGGCCCUUUAUGAAUAACCUUUUAUGCCUAUAAUGUAGGGGAGGAAAAAGAAGGGCGAGGGAAUCUUGAGUGUUUCUAUUGGACAAGUUUUGUGGAAUCUGAUGUUUUUCUAUUCAAUUGGAUGGAAUAAAGCUAGUACGCAUGUGCUGAAAUCGUCCUUGUCUCCUGCUGCCUCUGAAGUCGAUGGUUGCUUAGGAGUUCAGAUGUCCAUUUGCAACUUGCCAACGCUAACCACCACCGGUGACUGCAGGGUCUUGAGAAAGGUGAAAGCAGCUCCACAUUGCUGAUAUCAUACUGCAGAAUUUUUCUUCGCGCUGCUUGUCAUCACUUGCUGAAUGGAAUAUCUCGCCGCCAACGUGAGAUUGCGCUGGAAAGAAUGUUGUGUCAUGCAGUGCCACACGAUGAUUGGCGGAUACGCGCAGACUGGGGAGACCGGCGAGAUAAGGCGUCAAGGACUGUCAGCCGAGGAGUUCAUAUCACGUUCGUCAGCCUGCUUCUGGUGCGAGCUAGCGAGGGAUAUCUUCAAGUUGGUCUAGUAGGGAAGAACAAAGCCACAAGUUCCAAUGCUGAAGUAGGCAUGUAUGCCCGGCCUCAAGGGACGCCAUCACCAUGCAUGUGCCUCUGCAUGCCUGCUUCGUGUCUAGCUGAUACGCCAGUUGAAUCCAGCGCGAUGAGGCACAGCGACGUGCUCCGAUGACAGCGGCAAGAGAGUUGAGCUGCAUGAUUUAUUCGGAACAAGCGGAGGCGGUGUCGCUCGCCUGUCGUCCUUCCGCACUCUCCGGUCUUGUCGGAUCGGAUCCUCAGCACUGCAAUGCAUGCUUAAUUUAGAUUCUCUAGACGUCUGCCUGCAUCAGCGUGAAACUCUGAACUGAUGGGCUAAUUAUAGUAUAAUGUUGGCCCAUCCUCCGGCAUUCUUCUUCACACUUGAUGAGUGGUCAAGUCCUGCAUUGGGAAUGAGUACCUCUCUUCGCUGUCAUUAUCUUCGGCCCCACAUCCCCGGAAAAUCAAUCAAAGUGAACAGAAGACAUUCGUUUGCAAAGGUGAAAGAGAAAUUGACCUGGUCAAGGAAAUAAUGAAAUGCUCUGAUUGAAUAAUGUGGAACUACAUACACAUGCCCAUGAAGUGUUACCACAGCAAGAUCUCGACAAAUCCACUUGAAUCUUGACACCAGAUGAUGGCACAUUAACACGGAGACGACAAUAGUGCACAGAUGAGCACUAAUACAAAUGCCAACCCUGCACCCAAGGAUGCCGAGGAGAAGAAAGCAGCCGGCUCGUCCUCCUCCUCAUCGGAGCACCUGGAUGAAGACGAUGAUUUCUUCCAGAUCGAGGGACCGGUCCUCAAUACCCAAUUCUCCCUGGCCGGACCAAACCUCGACGGAUGCCCAGACCCGAAAAGGAUCCCCUCGUCAGUCUUUGCAAGGACGUCAACAUUGCAAACCGACUGGAGCGUCACGUCGAACGAGGCUCUCUUCAGCAUCAAUGUCGGGAACACGAGCUUCGACAAGGACCAUAAGGUCUUGUAUGGCAAGUCGGGUGAGAUGGGCAACCCCAACGAGCCUUUGGCGCCAUUGCCAUCGUUCCCGAAGCAGAGCCCAGGGUCCAGCCCCAUCAAGGGGGCAGUGUCACCCAAGGCAACCGGAGAAGGCAGCUCGACUGUGAAGGGGGAAGGAGACGCGGAUCACAUAGAUAGCAUAUCUCACCGUUCCGAAGGAAGCGCGACCAACUUUGCAUUCCCGAUAUUGGCAGGUGAUGAGAAAGCCAGUGGGUGCUCGAAGGACAACCAACCAAAUCUUGCCCAACAAAGCACGGCGCAACUGAGUCAUGCACCAGAGCCAGAGCCGCAUGAUGAGAAGAACGAAUCACCGAAAGCCGCAAUGGAAUCACCAAAAGCCGCAAUGGAAUCACCGAAAGCCGCAAUGGAAUCACCGAAAGCUGCAAUGGAAGCACCUAAACCUGAAGAAGCCCCAGUAGCGGAACCGGCACCAGCACCGGCGGAGCCACCUCCAGCGACAAAAAUGUUUCCCUGCUGUUCUUGCUGUCCAUUCUGUUGCUAAGGAGUAUUCAACGGGCGCUCUCAAUCCAAAUCACCUUGGUUCUUUCUCUAGAUGACUCAAUAUUUCAUAGAUGCUCAAAUCAGUAGAAGGCAAUCUGAAAUUGUAAAUCAGAUCAGGAACUGGAGAUGAGAGGGACAUUGGCAACCAAUUACUUGCUCUGGGUAUGGUAGAUUAUCUUAGAUACAUACACUACUUGUAGAGAAGAUGUUAAUUUUGUAGUUUUUGAUUGGGAUAUUUGUUUUAUCGGGGAGGCAAUUUAUACUAUUUGGUUGUAGUAAUUGUGAGGAUGUGUAGAUGCUUUUAAUUUACUAAUUGUAGGUGUUACAUUUUAUAUUGUUUUUGUUACUGUGAUAUAAAUAAAAUUAAGGUGUGUAGGUGCUA